AGUCAAUAAGAUGACCGCUUCGUCCUUAAACGUGAUCAAAACACUGGCAAGCUUUUAAUUACCAUCAAAUUUUUUACUUUUCCUCUUCUUUCUGAACUAUUUUGACCCCUCCUCCUGAUUCCCAGGGCAGCGUGAGGGCGUGAGGUGCCUCCUGUGGUCAGGUCACGCUACUACAGGCUGAAAUAAGAUUGCAAGUUAUCUUUCUUUGGAAGGUAAUACAACUUUUCAGUCAGAAUGCUGAAGUCAUGCCUGGUCUCUUGUGUAACCAAGGCAAUUCUCCCACACCAAGCUGGCACUCAGAGACUCAGUAGACCACACUGGGGUAUGACUCAAUAGAAGCAAGAAGAAUCUGUGGUCAGAGUUACAUCUUGUUAAAAAAAAAAGAAAAAAUGGAUGAAAAACUGAUCAAGAAGGAAGUUUUGCACCAAGGAAAGGGGAAUACUGAUUAUGCUGAUGGAACUAAGAUAUCAUUCCACAUCAAGACGGAAACAUGUGAUGAGGAGCCAAAAAUCAUUGACGACAGCCGGCAGUGGAAGGAGCCUGCUGAGCUGCUGCUGGGGAAGAAGUUCAAACUGGAAGCCUUGGAAGCAUGUAUCCGCACAAUGGCAUCUGGGGAGGUGGCUGCUUUCACCAUAGACAAAGUGCUGCUGGCUCCAUAUCCUCUGGUAUCCAAGACUUUGCGAGAUGCCUACAGUAAGAACAAGAUAAAUAAAGAGAAGAAGCCACACCACUGCUGUGGAAUGGGGUUCAAAGAAGGCCUUGGGUAUCCAGACCUGGAUGAGCUGGUGAAGACGCCUAAAGACCUGAAGUUCACUAUAGAAAUAAUGAACGUUGCAAGAGCUGGCUCCUAUGAAAAGGAAUUCUGGGCCAUGUCAGAGGAAGAGCGAAUAAACAGCAUUCCAGCUUUGAAGGAGGAAGGCAACUCUUUGUACAAAGUUGGUGAUCAUGAAGGCGCCAGCAAGAAGUACUCGGAAGCUCUUGGAAGACUUGAGCAGCUCAUGCUGAGAGAGAAGCCAGGUGAUGAAGAAUGGCUUAAAUUCAAUGACAUGAAGAUGCCUCUCCUCCUGAACUAUUCUCAGUGCCAAAUCCUCCAAGGAGAGUUUUACAGUGCCAUAGAACACUGCUCCACUGUCCUAGAGAAACAACCAGAUAAUGUCAAAGCUCUUUACCGACGAGGACGAGCAUAUGUGGAAGUCUUCAGCCCUACCGAGGCCCGAAGAGAUCUAGAAAAGGCUGCCAAACUUGAUGCGAGUAUUGCUCACAGCUGCCGCAGCCUGCUGUCACGGCUGGCCAAGAUGGAGGCGGAGAAAAACAGUCAAGACAAGACUGCAUACAGUAAGCUCUUCACUUCAUCUUAACAUUCUGUCAGUCUGUAAUUUUUUUUUACUGCAUAUUGUGUUCAGUUUGUUGUACUUUUAUAUUUAAUUAUUUGAGAUGUUGUAAUGCUUAAACCAAGAAGCUGUCUUUCAUUUUAUAGAUUUAUUUUUUUAACAAAAAUUUUCAUAUUUCACUCCUUGGUGUUGUGCAGACUUUCUCUAACACCAAAUGCCCAUUGAAAAUACUGGAUAUUUUCUGCCUUUACACUUUAAAGUAACAAAGUUUUAAGAAUGUACUUAUUGUGAUAUGUAUAUUUUAAAAAUUUAAGAUGUGUUUACUAUAUAUAUAUAUAUAUAUAUAUAUAUAUAUAUAUAUAUAUAUAUAUAUAUAUAUAUAUAUAUAUAUAUAUAUAUAUAUAUAUAUAUAUAUAUAUAUAUAUAUUUAUUUAUUUAUAGUAGAGUUAGGUCUAAAUAGAUCUUGAUGGAACAUGUGCCUCCAAGGUAGUACAUUUAUCAUGCCUUGUACUUAUAUUCUGUACCUUAAUUUGAUGUGAUGUAGCAGUGUGUUUUAUUGUAAUUCUUGUAAGUAGUCAGACAAAAAGUACUUAGACCACAGUAAGUUUACUGUUAGUGUGAUUCAAUGAAUGAUUGAUCAUGGAAGAGGCUGAGCCUUUUCUAUUAAAAUUUGCAUAAAAUCAUAAAUAGAUUUUGUGAAAUUCCUUUUGUAACAGAGAAGUUGUAUAUAAUCCCAUUUCUGAAGUUCUGAGUUUUAUGAAAGCUGGGUAUUAUCUUUUGCACUCAUUUAUUGGCUUAAGCUCUUCUGUCUGUUUUGAAAUACUGAAAUGAACACUUUCAUUUGGUGCAUGAAAUAUUAGGUGAGAAAUUUGUCAUGAUAUUGGCAAUGUACUUAUCAGCUUGAGCAAUUAAUUAUUUAUGUUUCAAUAAGCAUACAAUGUGUUUAUCGUACAGAAUCACUUGUGUAAAUUUUGGUUGUUGUGACCAAAACACAUAGGACCCUCAGUAGCUCUGACUUUGUGUGUUUCUGACUCUGCAUUUGUGUCUGAGCUAUGGAGAGUGGAAUGGUGGGAGUGGUAAAGGAAGGCCACAUAAUCCAGUGCUGUUUCAGUGGUACACUUUCUUAGUGUCUAGGUAAAAUGCUGGAUAUGUCUGCUGCCUUUAUCCUUCAAAUAUUGACAGCAGAGAUCUUUAUCAGUGCUAUUGCUCUCACAUUUUUAUUUUAUUUAGUUUUUAACAGAUAGUGAAGAUGGCAUACUCUUGAUUUAUUAGAGCAGUCACAGUUUUAUAUACUUCCCAAAUUUUUAUCAUCUUGUAUGAAGUGCUUUUUAGGGAUGAUUGUGAGUGUGUGUGUGUGUGUGCACACCUUGUCAUGGCCUAUCUUCCCUUACAAGGGAUGUUGGCCUGAUGAACAUAUAUGUUGAUCAAUAUAGACAUGUCCAUAGGUAAAUCUAUAUCAAAAUGGAGGUGUUAUUAAUAAUAUUAACUACAGAGGUCUAGAAUCCUUAAGCUCCUUGUGUGGUGCUGUAGAAAUAAAAGAAAUAAUUACU
This is a messenger RNA of Scylla paramamosain (green mud crab), 2881 nucleotides long. Its product is annotated as AH receptor-interacting protein-like. The transcript is spliced from 7 exons. Gene Ontology annotation, molecular function: peptidyl-prolyl cis-trans isomerase activity; protein binding. The record is from RefSeq and is a predicted model, not a curated record. The coding region runs from base 390 to 1358 and encodes 322 amino acids. NCBI's taxonomy places the organism in Eukaryota, Metazoa, Arthropoda, Malacostraca, Decapoda, Portunidae.